Messenger RNA from Paramecium pentaurelia, 2909 nucleotides. NCBI's taxonomy places the organism in Eukaryota, Ciliophora, Oligohymenophorea, Peniculida, Parameciidae. The record is from the annotation of a GenBank genome assembly.
AUGAUUAAAAAAUUACCUUAAGAAGUAAUUAAUAAAAUUGCUGCAGGAGAAGUAGUUUAAAGACCUUAUUCAGUAAUAAAAGAGAUGGUUGAAAAUUCAAUUGAUGCUCAUGCAUAAAAUAUAACUAUUUAUUUAAAUAAUGCAGGAUUAGACCUAAUCAGAAUUAUUGAUAAUGGAGAUGGAAUUAUGAAGGAAGAUUAUGAAUUAUUAUGUGAAAGAUAUGCUACAAGUAAGAUUAGAGUUGCUGAAGAUUUAUUACAAUUAUUUUCAUUUGGAUUUAGAGGAGAAGCAUUAGCUUCAAUAUCUUUUGUGUCUUAAAUGACAGUGAUCUCUAAAAGAAGAGAUCAAUAAGUAGGAUACAAAGCCACAUAUAAUAGUUAGAAACUGUUGAGCAUGUCUCCUAUAGGGUGUUCAGAUGGUACAGAAAUUUAGAUAGCAUCAUUAUUUUAUAAUUUAGAAAAAAGGAGGUAAGCUCUAAAUAAAUCAGAGGAAAAAAAAUCUAUAUUACAAUUGAUUUAGAGUUUAAGUCUUCAUCAUUCUUCAAUUUAAUUCAAAUUAUUUUAUGAAAAUAAAUGUGAGUUUUCAUCUUUCAAUAGAUUAGAUACUAUAUCAUCUAUAAUGAAAAUUAAUUAAACAUGCAUUUAAGAGAAAUCAUUUAAUUCUGACAUAUAUAAAUAUGAAUCUCAUUUGAUGUUUACAAAAUUGAGUUCUGUUAAAUAUAAAAGAGAAUUAUGUUUAUUUAUAAAUGAUAGAUAUGUAGAUUGUGAUACAUUAAAAAAGAAAAUAACUCAAGCUUAUUAAGAUUGCUAUUUAUGUUUAAGAGUUGAAGAUGGAGGUUAUUAUGUAUAUUUGAGUAUAAAAUUAUAACCAAAAGACAUAGAUCCAAAUGUUCAUCCAAAUAAAAAAAUUGUUAGGUUCUUGAAUGAAGAUGAAAUUAGUACUGAAAUAUCAGAAAAAUUAAAAUAAGAAUUAUCCCCUUAAUAAACAGUUAAAUUAAUUUAGACUGUAUUAUUCUAACCAAAGUCUUAAGAAGAGCAGAAAAAGAAUAGCUUUAGCUUCAAAUAGUCAAUUUAAAGUUAAUAACAAUAUUAAAAAGAGAAGGUCAGGAUUGAUCCAAAGACUUAAACUUUAAUAUAAUAAUUUGCAAGAAAAUCAUAAGUCUAAUUAGCUUAAAGUGUAAUUGAUUAGAUUCCAAAUACUUAAUCAUAAAAAAUUGAAGAAGAAAGCAAUUAAAUAAAUGAUUAGUAUAUAAAAAAUGAAAAUCCUGAUUUGGAUGAUUAAUUAAACAAAAAUCAGAGUAUAAAAAUUAAUUAGAUUAAUUAAAUAUCUAAAAUAUUAGAAGAAAAAGAGUAAACAUAAAUUUCUAAAGCAGAAUGCUUUAAACUUUCCCUAGAAUCUUAAUUAGAAUUAUUUAAUAUUUUAUAAAAGAAGCAUCAUAAAGAUACAUAUGAAUUUUAUAAAAAUAUCUCUUUUGUAGGAUUAUUAUAAGAUUAAUAACAAUUAUUAGUUUAAAAUGAUACUAAAUUGUGUCUAAUAAAUGUGAUUCCUAUGAUAUUUAAUAUGAUUAUUGUUUAAAUUAUUUAAGGAGAAUAACCAGAAGGAGUUUUAUUAAUGGAAAGAUAAUAAGAUUCUUUAUUAAAAGUAAUUCGUUUAGAUUCAUCAGAAUUUGUAUUAAAGAUUAAUGAAAAUGAUAUAGAUAUAACAAUUUAAUUGGCAGAAUACUUGUCUUUAUUAAAUUACAGUAAUGAAUUUAUAAGAGAUUUUGUACUGCCCUUUUUCAAAAAAUACAAUGUUGCAGUAAUAUAAAAUGAUGUACAAGUAGUACUAAGAUUGGAGGAUUUGUAUAAGUAUUUUGAAAGAUGUUGAUCAGUAUAUGAUUUAUUGAAUUAUUUACUACUUGUUAAUCAAAUAUAUAUUAUUAGAUAUAUUAAUGUAAAUAUGAUUAAUUUAAAGUUUGUUUAUCAUUAAUUAGAUUAAAUAUUGAAAAUAACAAAUGUAAAUUGGAAACAAAGUUUUUGUUUUUACUUAACAAGAUUUCUAAAAAUGUUUUGUUGUUAACUUAAAUCCUCCUUUAGGUUAAGGACAUGAUGCAAGAGUCUAUUUAGCUAUGCAUAAGAAAACAGGAGAAAUGUUUGCUUUGAAAGUUUUAACUAAUCUGUCACAAGAUCAUAUCAUAAAUCUCUAGGUUUUUUUACAUGUUAUUUAGCGAACGAAAUUCAAAUACUUAAACGCAUUAAUAAUCCAGGAACAGUCUUAUUAAAGGGACAUUCUGAAGAUUAUACUUGUGUUCUUUUGGAGUACAUGCCAAAUGACACAUUUUUAAAGAUAUUAAAAAAGGGACCAUUCCCAUUUCCUUUAGCAAAGACUUUAUCAGGCUAUCUUAUUAAAGUCUUAGGAACUCUUCAUAAUGCCGGAAUAGCUCAUUGUGACAUAAAGCCAGAAAAUAUUUUGAUUGCCGCUGAUUAUAAUCUCAAACUGUGUGAUUUUGGAUUUGCAAGACUCUCAAAUUAAAAUUUAAGACCUGCUGGAGGAACUCCUGGAUAUACUGCACCAGAAUUAUAUAUAAAUGAGACAAUGAAUCUAUUUAAAUGUGAUAUAUUUGCUUUGGGAGUAGUAAUAUUUAUAAUUGUGAUGGGAUUCCCUCCAUUUUAAUCAAAUGAUCCUAAUUCAAGAGAUGGAUGGUGGGCAUUAAUCUAUAACAAAUAAUAUGAUUUAUUCUGGAACAAAUGUGAAAGUUUUAGAUAACAGCAAUUUCCUAAGGAAUUUAAGAUUAUGAUAAUGUCAAUGUUAGAAAGUGAUCCAGAUAAGAGGAUAUCCUUAAAUACAUUAUUAGAACAUGAAUUCUUAUAGGAUGGAGCAACUGAGGAAGAAGUAUUGAUAGAGAUAGAGAAAAGAGUGAAGGAAUGAAU